CACUUUCAUUACUCGGACCAAAAUAAGACAGCAGCUCAGGUCCAGCAGUGAUUGGUGAGUUGGUGGGGCACUCCUCAGCAAGAUGGCUGCAUUGCUGCGCGCAAUAGUGGCAUCCUGGUGAAAUGACGCAAGCCACAGUUUACGUUCAGUCCUCGAGGCUCUGAGCUCUCCGGUCUCCAUAGCGCAGAUCCCGCCCGACUCACAGCCGGAAGACCGACCGGCUAUCCCCCAGUGGACCGAGCGGAACCGGUUCAUCUGAGUGAGCGUGCGAUGAGGAGAGGUUUCAGAGUGUGAGGCCAUGGGCUGCACCUCGGCCAAGCAGGUGUCGGCCGUGCCCAACGAUGAGGAGGGACGCGGCAAGGCCUACAGCAACGGAGACCUCUUCACCGAUGAAUACAAGAUGAAGGGAGUGGAGGAGGUGAAGUACAUGAGAGGGGAUGAAAACCGGGUGAAUGCACGCAACCAGGAGAACCUGGAGAAGAGUAAUGUGCAGUACAGGGGCAAACAGCAGAAAGAGAUCUCUUCAGCAAACAUCAAGUCUAAUAUUCACACGUCAGAGAGCCAGCAGGAAUUUUUCAGAAUGCUGGAUGAGAAGAUUGAGAAGGGGCGAGACUACUGUUCGGAGGAGGAGAUGGGGGAAGACGGGACAUAGCACAGAGGCCCCCAAGUGUGUGUGUGUGUGUGUGUGUGUGUGUGUGUGUGUGUGUGUGUGUGUGUGUGUGUGUGUGUGUGUGUGUGUGUGUGUGUGUGUGUGUGUGUGUGUGUGUGUGUGUGUGUGUGUGUGUGUGUGUAAUCAGUGUUUCACCAAUGGGGUGGGGGGGGGGUUGAUGUGAAGGGACACUGUAUGUGUUGGUAUGAGCAUGCAUGGGUUUUUGAAUGUAUGGCAAAGAUAGUAUUUUAAUCGAAAGUGGAAGAGUGGGGGAUAAAUGUGAGACAGACAGAGAGAGAGAGAGAAUGGGAUGAAGAAGACUUUCUUCAGUGACUACAGCCGUCCUCUCUUAGCACCUCAUCUCUUCAGGCCCCUGAGCGAACAGAUGGAGGUGGCGGAGCAAUGAAGGGACAGACAGAUGAAAGGAGGGAGAAAUGGAGGAGGACGUGACGAAAAGGACACAGUCUGGCCAAACAGUCAUUUCUUCAAGCAGGACAGCAGCAGCUCCUCAUCCCUCCAUCUGUCCCUCAGUAUCUGUCCGUCUGUACCUCCCGUAGUCCAAUCCUGAAUAUUUAAGCCCUGCAAAUGGACAAAGGAAGUGAGGACAAAUGUCUUUGGUGUGUGAAGGACUGAGACACACAAAUGAAGAAAGAGGAAGCCCUGAGAAGAGAAUAUGUUUAAAAGCAGAGGAGUUGCGUAACAACACCAGGAUCCACACAGAACUUUUUUGGCCUGCCUACCUACAGCCAGGCCAGCCUGGGCCAUGACGGACUAAGAGAAUGGGUGAGCGCGGGGGAGGGGAGAGAGAGUGUAAAAUUUGUGAUAUUUUAAUAAGAGAGAGUAGGGAGCGAGCCGGUGAUUUAGAAACUCAAAACUCCUCCCGCCUUCUGAAGUCAAGGACCUUUUUUUUUUUUUUUAUCGUUGUGUUCCACGUCCACUUGUUUAGUUAUUUUUUUCCCCUUUCCGAUUUUAUUUUUUUUUUUUAGAUAUACUCUUGGCUUCCUUCGUAGUGCAUCAGCAUCAUCAUUUCCCUUAUCAUCCUUGUCACCACAGCAGGCACACUAAAGCUGUGUUAAUUCAGAGCAUCUUUGUCUUAACCCAAUCCAUCCUCCUUGAUAUACCAUAACACUGCAGAUCUUAGCUCACACACACACACACACACACACACACACACACACACACACACACCAUGGAGUAUUUUAUUGUACAUAUUGUAGCACACUCCCAUUCCAACACGCAGCAUUUACAUAUAAACCACACACACAGAUUCCCCUUGCAUUUCACCAGCAGACUGUCGUGUGCAUCAAUCAGCGGUGUUCUGUAAAGCUUUGUUUCUGCUUUGAUUCACUCUGGCUCUGAAGCAGAAAUCUGGGCUGAGCUCAUGUAGAGGAUGCGUGAAUGCUGUGUAGACACAAACUGGAUCACAUUUUCUGUUGUCAUCUUUACCGGAUACUUCCUGUUGUAUUAUUUUGAAUACUUUUUUUCUAUUAAAAAUAAAAACAAAGAAGCGCUUAA
Etheostoma cragini (Arkansas darter) is the source of this 2164-nucleotide messenger RNA. RefSeq lists its product as uncharacterized. The transcript has 6 exons. Bases 299 to 652 code for a protein of 117 amino acids. NCBI's taxonomy places the organism in Eukaryota, Metazoa, Chordata, Actinopteri, Perciformes, Percidae. The record is from RefSeq and is a predicted model, not a curated record.